Molecule: messenger RNA, 1372 nt
Organism: Aspergillus nidulans FGSC A4
Lineage: Eukaryota; Fungi; Ascomycota; Eurotiomycetes; Eurotiales; Aspergillaceae
Product: mitochondrial 54S ribosomal protein uL5m
Exons: 3
Coding region: 30-1094 (354 amino acids)
Biological process (GO): translation
Cellular component (GO): ribosome
Molecular function (GO): structural constituent of ribosome
Source: RefSeq, a predicted model, not a curated record
GCGGCGACAACCAUUACUCGUUAAUAUCAAUGGCUGCUAGUGAGCCAUCAAGAUACCUGGCAAAAUCAUUGCCGCGGGCUAUUGUCCCCGCUGCCCGCCCUCAGGGUUUCUGCUGGAGGCGCAAUACUUCUGACCAAGCGUCCGCCAAACCGUCCGCUCUCGGUGACCUUGAGUCGGACGGGCUGCUGAAGGGCACACCUCCGCCGGUAGAAGCUGCGAAGCCUUUUGACCCCGUUGCACGGGCACGAGCGCGAAGAGCUCAGCUCCCACGAAGUCGCUAUCAAUUCCGUUCGCCAAAAUAUGAUCGCGGUCCGUUGCAUCCUCACAGGCCUCCGCCCCCAUCUGAUCCAUCUUCUCGCCUCUUCGUGCCUGGCCCUUUUUCUCUCACAAGAGUAGAGCAGACCCACGAGUCGACCAUCGCCUCCGAUAUCAUGACUCUUUGCUAUGUCCACAAUCCGCCAGGCUUCAAGCCUCCCCCAAAGGCGCCCCGUCUUCGCUCUUGGGAUGAUAGCUCUCCUUACCACAAAAAUCGAUCUCUCCGCGGUCCCCGUGGCGGCGACGUUCUGCGACUCCUCCGCAAGCCAAUAACCUUCAACAACAUCCCCAAGCUCGAGCGAAUUACGAUCCACAGUUACGUGAAGAAUGCCGCGAAGGAGAACUCCGGGUGGCUUCACGUAGCGGGUAUGGCGCUGCAAGCCAUAUCGAAUGUCAAGGUGGAGACAUACAAGUCAAAGACCAGCGUUGCCAAAUGGUACAUCUCUCCCGGUAGAGAUACCGUGGCCGCCAAGGCCGAGCUUUACGGAGAGAACAUGGAGCACUUCUUCGGAAAGUUGGUCGACAUUGUGAUGCCUCGUCUCAAAGAUUGGCCCGGUGUCAAGGGUACCAGCGGUGACAGCAGCGGAAACAUUACUUUCGGUCUAGAGCCUGAGCAGGUCGCUUUGUUUCCCGAGAUUGAGGUCAACUACGAUAUGUACCCACCCAAGAUGAUUCCUGGUUGCCACAUUACACUUCACACAACUGCGAGGACUGAUAAGGAUGCCCGAUUACUUCUAAGUGCCAUGGGAGUUCCGUUCUAUGGCAAGCUCAUUGACUAGUCAGCGUUUAAUUCAACUUGAGCAUGCAUUCUUCAUUACUACAUACCAGUCAUCACUUCACUCUCCCUAUCUUGAACUGGCGUAUAACGCACACUGCGAUACCAGCUUGAAGACGUGUAUACUACUCCUGUUUUAGUAUUUUCAUUACACAUGUUCUCUAGAAUUUACCUGUACGCAAUAUUGGAUUGGUUGUUUUGUCGCGUGAGUGAGUUAUAAACCAGAAAUGCUUAACUUCGAGCAAGGAAUCAAAUAAGGUCAAUGAGACCUACAACGAGAAG